UAUACGAGUACAAAAUAGUUACGAAAAUCAGUGGUGCACUCAACGGAAUUUCCAAUCAUUUUUUUUUUUGUUCGUUCGUUUGUUGAUGAAUUUGUAAUCAGUGAACUGAAAGAGAAUUUACGAUAUUGAAAUUGUGGAAUAUUUUUUCCUUUCAUUAAAAAUAAAAACGAAACGAAAGAAGAGCAAAAAUAUAGCAUAGUUUUCAAGUGGACAUUUUUUUUUUUAAAUAACCGUAUUCUGGGGGAAAAAAUGUGCGCGAUACUUAUAUGGACUCAAUAACAUAUCAAUCUACUUCAAGAGUUUAUCAUUGAUUUCAUUGUACAUGCUGGCGAAAACCAACCCAGUGGAAUCGUACAACACUUCAACAACUGAAGAAUGGACUAAGAACAAGUCUUAUAGCGUUUACUUUUCACUAUCAUCUUAUCAUGGUUACCUAGAUCCACUUUUUCUCGAAUCAAUUAAUAUACAUUGGAUGCGAUUCGAUCCACCAAAGCCGUGGGAGCAUUAUACACUGGCAAUGAUUUAUUUGUUCAUUAUGGUUGUUGGCAUGUUCGGAAACGCCUUAGUUGUCUACAUGUUUUUGCGUUGCCGAAUUUUGCGAACUUCAGCUAAUAUUUUGGUUAUAAAUUUGGCAAUAUCUGACUUUCUCAUGUUGGCUAAAACUCCGAUAUUUAUUUAUAACAGUAUGAAGUUUGGCCCAGCUCUCGGUGAAUUUGCAUGUCGAUUGUAUGGUUUCAUCGGUGGAUUAACCGGUACGGUGUCAAUAACAACCUUAACGGCAAUUUCGCUCGAACGCUACUUUGUGAUUAUUUAUCCAUUGAACCCAACUAUAUUUGGAAGUAAGAAAUGGCGUCCAAUAAUCAUGGUGACCGUUGUAUGGCUAUACAGUUUUACAUUUUCCGUGAUGCCCGCUUGUGACAUCGGUUUCAGUAGAUACACGCCCGAAGGCUUUUUGACCAGCUGCAGUUUUGAUUAUUUGGACGAACGUACAUCGGCUCGAGUAUUUAUGUUUUUAUUUUUUGUUGGCGCUUGGAUGGUUCCUCUCACCAUAAUUAUCUACAGCUACUCGAAAAUCAUGAAGGAAGUGAUUGCAACGGGCAAAAUUCAAUCGAACCGAAGUCGCAAUCGGAUCGAGCAUAAGCUAAUGAUUGUUGUGAUAAAUGUAAUCGCGCUAUGGUUUAUCGCAUGGACACCGUAUUCAAUUGUAGCGCUGUUUGGCAUUACCGGCAAAAAAGAAUAUCUAACACCAUUGUACUCGAUGAUCCCGGCUUUAUUCUGCAAAGCAUCCGCUUGCAUAAAUCCAUAUCUGUACUCGAUGACCCAUCCACAAUUUAAAAAGGAAAUUCUUCGUUUUGUUUAUGUCAAAUUUGGCAUUGGCAGUGCAAACCAAUUUUCAACCACAACGAAAACGAUGAGUGUUCGUUUUGUGAGCACCACACGAUACACACGUCGAACAUCAACAAUUGACAUGAAGUAAAGUUGGAGUUGUCGACCUUGAAGAGAGAAGACGUUAAGAAAACCGCUAAGGAACUACUAAUCACAUACACACAUGAAUCAAUUAACUGUUUUGUGGUAAUCAUUUGCAUUGUGCAUGUGUGUGUAUGUGUGCAACAUGCCAUUAUCACAAAGCUACAACACUAACAACAUUUUUCAAUUAGCAUACGCGAUUCCAAAACUAAAGUUUACACCGAAAUUCGAUCAACGGGAAUAUACAUAUAGUUUUGAAUGAUGAUAAAACCGAUUGAUUUUGACGUAACAUCAUUUGUAUGGCAUACAACUCUACAAUAAUAAAACCCAAACCAAUUUGCCUAAAGCAAUUUCAUAUGUGCAAUGUUCAAUGUGAUUACAUCAAGAAAUGCAAUUCCCAUUCAAUGUGGCCGCAUUCUUCUGACGAGAGCGGGACAUAUUUCGACGAAUGGCACACGCAUUUACAUUAGGCACAUAUUGAAUGUGCAGUGCAUUCGACGAAUAAAUUCGUUCAAAGCUGCGCUCGCACGCUCACUCCCUUUCUUUUUCUCUCUCUCUCUCUUUCUCCUCCGCAAACAUUUAAUUCAAUUUGUGACUUGAUGCUUUUUCCACCAUCGCAUCCUAGCUUCUUAUCACAAUUCAAAUAAUAUCGGCUUUGUAAUGAUGUAAAAUGAAACCAUUCCAAUCGGCCAUCAAACCAUACAAUCAAUCAACGAAUCAAACGACAUUGCAAUAUAUACGCUUUUGAUGGGAAACGAAUGACAUGUACACUAAAUUGUCCCGCAUUGUGAAUGUCUUCUACCUGUAUUAUGAGGACAAAACACACCGACAAUGAAAAAUUUGUAAAUUGCAAUUUUCGACUAAACAAAUAUUUUUCCAUGUUUCAUUUAUACCCUUUUUAACGAUUCGAGAAUUGUAAUGAGCGCAGAUUUCUAUCUCUGUUCGCCUAUUUAUUUAUUUUUUAGUCAUUUUUUGCCUUUUUUCCAAUCGUAGCAAGAGGACUCAUUUGAAAUAAGAAAAAAAGUGUAUUUUGAAAGAAUAAUGAAUGAAGUCAGAAAAAAAAUAGCCGAAUGAGUAACGAUCAAAAUAUUCCUACCUAAGCAAAAGAAUGAAAAAAAACAAACAAAUUAAGAUUCUAAGUACAACAGAGAACUAUUCCAAAAUAACCACUUCACAUGGUGUGUGCUUAAAUUUAGCGUUAAAAACAAUAGGUAAAUAGAUGUGAUGUAUAUUGUGAUAAAUAAAUAUCAAAAAGCUCAAUGCUACGCAAAGAACGAACCAAAAA
Molecule: messenger RNA, 2752 nt
Organism: Sitodiplosis mosellana (orange wheat blossom midge)
Lineage: Eukaryota; Metazoa; Arthropoda; Insecta; Diptera; Cecidomyiidae
Product: opsin, ultraviolet-sensitive
Exons: 5
Coding region: 323-1477 (384 amino acids)
Biological process (GO): visual perception; G protein-coupled receptor signaling pathway
Cellular component (GO): membrane
Molecular function (GO): G protein-coupled receptor activity
Source: RefSeq, a predicted model, not a curated record